Messenger RNA from Lachancea dasiensis, 708 nucleotides. Lineage: Eukaryota; Fungi; Ascomycota; Saccharomycetes; Saccharomycetales; Saccharomycetaceae. The record is from the annotation of a GenBank genome assembly.
AUGUUCACUGGCAUUGUCGAGCUCAUAGGUACUGUUUCCGACUACCAAGAAUAUGACGCUACCCAUAGCGGUGGUGGAGGUGUUUCCGUUACCGUGACCAAUGCCUCUGAAAUCUUGGGCGACUGCCACAUUGGUGACUCGAUAGCUGUGAACGGGAUAUGUCUGACAGUAACAGAGUACUCGGACGACAGUUUCAAGGUUGGAAUUUCCCCUGAGACGAUUAGAAGAACAAAUGUUUCUUCUUGGGAAACGGGCACCAAAGUCAAUUUGGAAAGGGCCGUGGGUCAAGAUGUCAGGUUCGGUGGCCACUACGUACAAGGACAUAUUGAUGGUGUGGCCAGGAUCACCAGCCGCGUCCCUGAAGCUAACUCUAUAGUUUUUGGGUUUAAACUACGGGAAAAAGAGUUCGAAAAGUACAUUGUGGAAAAGGGAUUUAUAUGUAUUGAUGGUACCUCUUUGACUAUCACCAAAAUAGACGAUGACGGUGUGUUUUAUAUCGCCAUGAUCAAGCAUACUCAGGAAAAGGUAGUACUGCCUUCAAAGGCUAUUGGGGAUGAAGUCAAUAUUGAGGUUGAUUUAACCGGAAAAGUCAUUGAAAAACAAGUCGUCUUGCAACUGCAAGACCAGAUCGAGAACGAGCAAUCCCCCCUGACCAAACUUGUCGAGAAGCUAGUUGACCAAAAGCUGCAAAAAUUGAUUGGCAAAUGA